GAUAUCCUGCUCGAUAGAUAUUGAGUAUAUCUUCAUGCAUUGCGUGCACCUUCACUCUAGACCUCGCAAGACAGUCUUUACACUCGUCAGCACACAUGUACCCCUUGUAAGUUUCCCAAGUAAUGGUGAUAACGGAUCCAAACAAAAGAGUCAUCAGACGCAGGGUCGCUUUGCGUGGUUCUUCCCACAACAUACUCGCAUCCAAUACUCUUCCCAUGCUUCGAGAUAUCUUGGACGACUUCCGGGUAUAUUGGUCGUAUCACCUACCGGCAUAACUUUGCAUUUUCCCAUUCCAUAUCGCAACCAUGCCGCAGUGUUGCAGCCGGAUAAUCAAAUCAUGAGGCCUUGCGGUUUCGGUACUAGUUAACUGGUGUGCCUAGGCGUACUGCAACCUCAUCAUGAUAUCAAUCAUGGAUUGGUGAAAGAAAUACCUAAGUAUCUUAUCUAUUUCCGCAUUCACUUCUGUACAGCUUCCUCCGAUGAUCUCCCGGCCGAUAAUGGCUCCAAAAGUGGGCAGAUAGAUAUAUGUCUACGGUUCAAAGAUUCACAGAGUUCGAUCAAAGCAUUUCGAUCUGAGACAGACGAGAAGAUACAACACGUCGCACUCGCACUCGGGGAAGAAUAACAUACCAUUUGCGCCAUGGAACUCCAACUUCGCCGAGCUACCGUGAAUGACAUCCCGCAACUUCAUCCGCUGAUCGAUGCGUCGGUCCGAGGUCUCCAGGUCGGACACUAUACGCCAGCCCAAAUAACCGGUGCUCUGAAAUCAGUGUACGGAGUUGAUACCCAACUCAUCCAGGAUGGAAAUUACUUUGUAGUGACAUCUGGAGAUACGAUAGUGGGAAGUGGUGGAAUAUCUUAUAGGUCCACGUUGUAUGGAGGUGAUCAAUUUGCAACUCGAGAUUCAAAGCUCUUGGAUCCUGAUGUAGAUGGUGCUAGAAUUCGUGCUUUCUUUGUCCAUCCUGAUUGGUCACGAAGAGGUAUUGCUGGUAUGAUUAUUCGAGCUUGUGAGAACGCUGCGAUAGAAGCGGGCUUUAAGAAGGCUGAAAUCGGCUCAACCUUGAGUGGAGUUGCAUUCUAUGAGAAGAUGGGGUACGAGGCAUUGGGAAGAUCCGAUGCGCCUCUAGAUGAUGGAUUGGUACUGGAGAUUGUAAAGAUGGGCAAGAGUUUGGUAUGACGAGACACUCGCACGACUCGGUGCAGGCGUGAAUGGUUGUUAUGUUCCUGGACCUUGAUUUUUGCGGGGUGAUUUUGUCAUACAGAGCAGGAUUGAAGGAGAAAAUGUUUUGUGUAAUAACAUGAAUGGGCGUUUAAAAUCUACCAGAGGGGUCGAACCGUUGUGAUGAAGAUUCGGAAAUCUCGAUCCCUUUUUUGGCUGAUGAAAUAGGCGAGGAAUUAGGUUGAUCAGGAUGAUUGAUGUACGAAGUAAACUCUGAGCUCAUUCAUUAUCCAUGCUUAAAAUGUCUGCCCA
Botrytis cinerea B05.10 is the source of this 1471-nucleotide messenger RNA. RefSeq lists its product as hypothetical. Gene Ontology annotation, molecular function: acyltransferase activity, transferring groups other than amino-acyl groups. The record is from RefSeq and is a predicted model, not a curated record. The transcript has a single exon. NCBI's taxonomy places the organism in Eukaryota, Fungi, Ascomycota, Leotiomycetes, Helotiales, Sclerotiniaceae. Bases 641 to 1177 code for a protein of 178 amino acids.